AAACACAUAUGUUUGAAUCAAAUAACAUACGAGGAAAAGAUCUAAGCAGGUUCUUAUGGGCUUUGAGUUAUCUGGGUUGGACUAUGAAUCCAAAAACUCUUGAAAAUUUGGAGAAUAUUAUACUAAAUAAAUUUAAUUCUGGAGAUUAUAAAAAUAAUAUAGAUGAACUGUUCAAUAACGCACUUUCAUUCUGUAUUUUGAAUUAUAUUCCAAGGAGAUUAUUGCGAAUUAUUUUAGAAAGCAAAUUUAUUAAAACAAAAUCCAAUACAAGUCGAUCAGAGGAAAGGAAACAUUUAUUAUUCUCUAUAUUGAAAAUUGAAAAUGAAGAAAUUUUUGAAGAACUACUAGAAUUACAAGCUUACUGGAGUAGCUUCGAAAAUAAACAUACUGAACCACUAACCACUGGUCGACAAAAUUUACAGAAAGUUUUAAAUACUGCUUUGAAUGUUGAUGUUGGCCUUUCGGAUGUAGUUCUGGAUUGCCAAAUAAAGUUUUUGAACACUCCAGGUAUAUCUGCAAUUGCAAAUAAUGGCCGAAAAAUUCACAUUGAAGUUUUAGAUGAUGCUGUAUGUCUUAAAAAUACAAAUUCAGAACCCAAUGGCAUAAUGAAGCUUAAAUUAAGAUUAUUACAAAAAAUUUCUAAUAAUUCUGUUAUAGUGAUAAAGCAGUCAGAUAUUGAAAAUGAAGAUACAGAAUUCAUACAACAAUAUUUGAUUAAAGAAAUAUCCAAAGUUAUAUGAAUGUAAUUACAAAA
Ctenocephalides felis (cat flea) is the source of this 754-nucleotide messenger RNA. RefSeq lists its product as uncharacterized. The coding region runs from base 9 to 740 and encodes 243 amino acids. NCBI's taxonomy places the organism in Eukaryota, Metazoa, Arthropoda, Insecta, Siphonaptera, Pulicidae. The transcript is spliced from 2 exons. The record is from RefSeq and is a predicted model, not a curated record.